Messenger RNA from Vigna radiata var. radiata (mung bean), 1301 nucleotides. RefSeq names its product bifunctional pinoresinol-lariciresinol reductase 2. Bases 275 to 1213 code for a protein of 312 amino acids. Lineage: Eukaryota; Viridiplantae; Streptophyta; Magnoliopsida; Fabales; Fabaceae. The record is from RefSeq and is a predicted model, not a curated record. The transcript is spliced from 4 exons. Gene Ontology annotation, molecular function: oxidoreductase activity.
UCCAAAACGGAAUUUAUGUUGAGAAAAGCCAUUUCUAGUGCUAUUACAGAGGUUGAAAUGUUCAAACAACUUUUCCUCUAAGCAAAAGCAAACGCUUCGUUUGUAUUUCUCCCAAGCUUCGCUAAACACAGCAUUUUAAGCCUUCAAGCUAUGUAAAAUUCAAUACCAAAAGAGAAGCCACAAUAUAUUAUUAUGUUUAAGCUAUAGCAGGUAGAAUAUAUUAUCAUACAUCUCCACCUUACAGCAAUACUCUAACAAGAAAGGGAAGAGAGAGAUGGAAAAGAGCAAAGUUCUUAUUGUUGGGGGAACUGGCUACAUAGGGAAAAGGUUGGUGAAGGCAAGUUUAGCUCAAGGACACCAAACAUUUGUCCUUCACAGGCCAGAGAUUGGUGUUGACAUUGAGAAAGUUCAGCUUCUCUUGUCGUUCAAGGAACAAGGAGCAAGACUAGUGUCAGGUUCCUUUAAUGAUCAUCAGAGCCUGGUGAAUGCCGUGAAACUGGUUGAUGUUGUCAUUUGUGCCAUAUCUGGUGUUCAUAUCCGCAGCCACCAAAUCCUCCUCCAACUUAAACUUGUUGAUGCAAUAAAAGAAGCUGGAAAUGUCAAGAGAUUUUUGCCUUCAGAGUUUGGGACCGAUCCUGCUAGAAUGGGACAUGCAUUGGAGCCUGGAAGAGUAACAUUUGACGACAAAAUGGUUGUGAGAAAAGCUAUUGAAGAGGCUGGAAUACCAUUCACCUAUAUUUCUGCUAAUUGUUUUGCUGGUUACUUUCUUGGUGGGUUGUGUCAGCCUGGCUUUAUAAUGCCCCCAAGGGAUUCUGUGGUGUUAUUUGGAGAUGGAAACGUAAAGGCUAUCUAUGUGGAAGAAUAUGAUAUAGCCAUGUAUACUAUCAAAAGCAUAGAUGACCCCAGAACUCUGAACAAAACAGUUUACAUCAGGCCACCAGAAAACAUACUGUCCCAGAGAGAAGUUGUUCAAAUUUGGGAGAAACUGAUUGGGAAAGAGUUGCAGAAAUCUUCAAUUUCUGCAGAACAGCUUUUGAGUUCCAUGGAAGGACAACCUUAUGAACAGCAAGUAGGAAUUGGACAUUACUACCAUGUUUGCUUUGAAGGCUGUCUCACAAAUUUUGAGAUUGGAGAAGAAGGGGUUGAAGCUUGUGAAUUGUAUCCUGAAAUAAAGUACACUACUGUUGAAGACUACAUGAAACGCUAUGUAUAGAAGCUUGUGUUUGAAUUGGAAUAAAGAAAACAAAAACUGUUUGUGCAACAGAGCAAUUUGUGAUCAUAUAAUUACUGUUUUACUUGCA